CCAAAACAGCGCCAAUGCUAAGCUAACGACUUGGUUUAUCGAAUAAGGUUUUACAUUACAAAGGCUCAUAACAUUAGCAGUUGACGCUUUGAAGCUAACGUUUGAGUUUAUUUGACCUAGUUUAGUUAUUAGCGAACGGUUUCUAUUCCGAAACUAUGGCAAUGAAAAUCGACGAUAGAACAGCAGUAGAGAUAGAAGAGGAAGAAAACUACGGGCCACAGCCUGUGUGCAGAUUGGAGCAAUGUGGAAUCAGUGCCAGUGACAUCAAAAAGCUGGAGGACGCAGGAUUCCACACCAUUGAAUCAGUGGCCUACUCACCCAAGAAGGAACUACUCAACAUCAAGGGCAUCAGUGAGGCCAAAGCUGAUAAAAUCCUAGUAGAAGCUGCCAAACUGGUACCUAUGGGCUUCACCACAGCUACUGAGUUCCACCAGAGGCGAGCGGAGAUUAUCCAGAUUUCUACAGGGUCAAAGGAGCUUGAUAAACUUCUGCAGGGUGGGAUUGAGACGGGCUCCAUUACAGAAAUGUUUGGGGAGUUUAGGACAGGGAAGACCCAGCUGUGCCACACGCUUGCUGUCACCUGUCAGCUGCCAAUUGAUCAAGGAGGUGGAGAAGGUAAAGCUAUGUACAUUGACACAGAGGGAACUUUCAGACCAGAGAGACUUCUUGCUGUUGCUGAGAGGUAUGGACUAGUGGGGAGUGAUGUUCUGGACAAUGUGGCCUACGCCCGAGCCUUCAACACAGACCAUCAGACUCAGCUGCUGUAUCAGGCUUCUGCCAUGAUGACUGAGUCCAGGUAUGCACUGCUGAUCGUUGACAGUGCCACAGCUCUGUACAGAACUGACUACUCAGGCAGAGGAGAGCUGUCAGCCAGACAGGGACACCUUGGACGUUUCCUCCGUAUGCUGCUUCGGCUGGCAGAUGAGUUUGGUGUUGCCAUUGUUAUAACCAACCAAGUCGUAGCACAGGUGGAUGGGGCAGCCAUGUUUUCAGCGGAUCCCAAGAAACCAAUUGGUGGCAACAUUUUGGCUCAUGCUUCCACCACACGUCUAUACCUAAGGAAAGGAAGAGGAGAGACAAGGAUAUGUAAAAUCUAUGAUUCGCCCUGCCUGCCAGAAGCUGAAGCCAUGUUUGCCAUAAAUCCUGAUGGAGUGGGUGAUGCCAAGGACUGAGAAACAGCAGUGUAGUGGUUGUUGUUAAACUUACUAACUGGUGUCUUGGACUGCAGGGUUGUAUGUAUGUACAGUGCUGCUUAAAGGUAUUUGCACCUCUCGGAAUUUCUCAAAAUACUCAAAACUUGAACAGAUUUUCACACAAGUCUUGAAGCUGAAAUAUUAUGCUUUUAUUCAAGAAAAUCUUAAUCACUUGUACAUAUCUGCGAGGUGCAAAAGUAAGUAAAACCUUGUUUUCAGUAUCUAGUGUAACACCUUAAUGGCAUCCUAAUGUCUCCGAUAACUUUUGACCAGUCUUCAGGAGCAGCUCAGAGGGAUUACAGAUGAUUCCUCAAAACAGAACUAUUUCAUUUCUGUACUGCAUUUCCUUCCAGAACAUUUGUAUUGCAAGACUUUGACUUGGCUUUGGCUUUGCCGCACUGCUAUGAAUGCCAUAGUUGUUCAGUGUUGUCCUGAUUUUGGACUUACGAACGUUCACCGAUGUGAGAGAGGCCUUUUGUUGCUAAGAACUUAGAACCCUUAUUCCUUUGUGAUCCCUCUGACAUUAUAUGUCUUGCUUUUGGAGUGAUUUUUGUUAGUCUACCACUCCUGUGGAAGGUAAGUUACCUUAAAUCUCUUGCAUUUAUUCACAAUAUGUCUGUGGAUUUGUUGAUUCCAAACUCCACAAACAUGUUGUGAAGAUCAGACUGUGACAAAUGUCUUUGGCCUUGAAGUGCACUUACUUUUCCACCUCACAGAUAUAUAGUUUUGGCUCAGUUUACUGAAAAACAAAAAACAAAUCAUAAUAUGUCAAUUUCAUUUUUUAAAAUGGAUUCUCUUACUAAUCUCACAACUUAUAUGGAAAUCCACAAAUGUCCAAACUUCCCCAAACUUCCGAAGGGCCAACGUACUUUUAAGCAAUGUGUGAAUUUGUGAUCUGCUUACCUUUCAAAUCAGGAGAUGGAGAGUAAGAGAUGGUAUGAUUUGGUUUGUUGGUGAUCAAGAUCACAUUGUGGUCCAGAUGUGACCUUCAGAAGCUUUCUGGUGCAACAGCUACAUGAAAAUUGUGUUCUCUGAAGAAUAGGCACAUAUUGUACAUCAAAGGAAAAGUAAAUAUAGAUUUUUUGUGCAGUGAUGCCAGAGUGUCAUAAUUGCUCAAUCUGUGAGAUACAGGUUCAAAACUAUGAUUUAGUGUCUCAAUACUAUAAGAAGAUGCUUUAUCAUAUCCUUGCAAAUGUUAAAACAUUUAUUGCAAAGUUGACAAUAUCUCAUUAUUAUAAAAACAAUAACAUAACCUUG
Messenger RNA from Mugil cephalus (flathead mullet), 2450 nucleotides. RefSeq names its product RAD51 recombinase (gene rad51). Gene Ontology annotation, cellular component: condensed nuclear chromosome. Gene Ontology annotation, biological process: mitotic recombination-dependent replication fork processing; reciprocal meiotic recombination; DNA strand invasion. Gene Ontology annotation, molecular function: ATP-dependent DNA damage sensor activity; DNA strand exchange activity; ATP hydrolysis activity. The transcript has 10 exons. Bases 156 to 1172 code for a protein of 338 amino acids. The record is from RefSeq and is a predicted model, not a curated record. Lineage: Eukaryota; Metazoa; Chordata; Actinopteri; Mugiliformes; Mugilidae.